CAGACCUGCAACUCGUUAGACGGAAGUCAUCCGAGGUGAGGCUGCGGCCACCACAGCCGAUCUAGGAGCGGUCAGCUCCAGUUGGCGGUCAGUAUGGCAGAGCGAGCGGCGCUGGAAGAACUGGUGCGACUUCAGGGAGAGCGUGUGCGGGGCCUCAAGCAGCAGAAGGCCAGCGCCGAGCAGGUGCGACCGAGGCGGCAGGGGAGGGGCCAAAGCAAGGCCGAGGAGGACAGAGCUGGGGUGGUCUGCACAGAGAUCGAGGAGGAGGUGGCAAAACUACUGAAACUGAAGGCACAGCUGGGCCCUGAUGAAGGGAAACAGAAAUUCGUACUCAAAACCCCCAAGGGCACAAGAGACUACAGUCCCCGGCAGAUGGCAGUUCGGGAGAAGGUGUUUGAAGUAAUCAUCAGCUGCUUCAAGCGCCAUGGUGCAGAAGUGAUUGACACACCUGUGUUUGAACUAAAGGAAACACUGACUGGAAAGUAUGGGGAAGACUCUAAGCUUAUCUAUGACCUGAAGGACCAGGGUGGGGAGCUGCUGUCCCUUCGCUACGACCUCACUGUUCCUUUUGCUCGAUAUUUGGCAAUGAAUAAACUGACCAACAUUAAACGCUACCACAUAGCAAAAGUAUACCGGCGGGAUAACCCAGCCAUGACACGAGGCCGAUACCGGGAAUUCUACCAGUGUGAUUUUGACAUUGCCGGGCAGUUUGACCCCAUGAUUCCUGAUGCUGAGUGCCUGAAGAUCAUGUGUGAGAUCCUGAGUUCACUUCAGAUAGGCGACUUCCUGGUCAAGGUGAAUGAUCGGCGCAUCCUGGACGGGAUGUUUGCCAUCUGUGGUGUUCCUGACAGCAAGUUCCGCACCAUCUGCUCCUCAGUGGACAAGCUGGACAAGGUGUCCUGGGAGGAAGUAAAGAAUGAGAUGGUAGGAGAGAAGGGUCUCACACCUGAGGUUGCUGACCGCAUUGGGGACUACGUCCAGCAGCAUGGUGGGGUAUCUCUAGUGAAACAGCUGCUCCAGGAUCCUAAACUGUCCCAAAACAAGCAGGCCUUGGAGGGUCUGGGAGACCUGAAGCUGCUGUUUGAGUAUCUGACCCUGUUUGGCAUUGCUGACAAGAUAUCGUUCGACCUGAGCCUUGCUCGAGGGCUGGACUACUAUACUGGGGUGAUCUAUGAGGCCGUGCUGCUGCAGUCCCCAGCCCAGGCAGGGGAAGAACCCCUGGGCGUGGGCAGUGUGGCCGCUGGAGGGCGCUAUGAUGGGCUUGUGGGCAUGUUUGACCCCAAAGGGCGCAAGGUGCCAUGCGUGGGGCUCAGCAUUGGGGUAGAGCGGAUCUUCUCCAUCGUGGAGCAGAGGCUGGAGGCAUUGGAGGAGAAGGUACGGACCACAGAGACACAGGUGCUUGUAGCAUCCGCACAGAAGAAGCUGCUGGAGGAGAGACUGAAGCUGGUCUCCGAGCUCUGGGAUGCCGGGAUCAAGGCAGAGCUGCUCUACAAGAAGAACCCCAAGUUACUGAACCAACUGCAGUACUGUGAGGAGACAGGCAUCCCACUGGUGGCCAUCAUCGGUGAGCAAGAGCUCAAGGAUGGGGUCAUCAAGCUCCGCUCAGUGGCCAGCAGGGAAGAGGUGGACAUCCGAAGAGAAGACCUUGUGGAGGAAAUCAAAAGGAGAACAAACCAGCCCAUUUGCAUCUGCUGAGUUGAGCAGAGGACCAGAGGAAAGUGGGACUGGCAUUAUUUAAGGCUAAGACAAAACUCUGCAUAUGUACUUCAACAGCUUUGCACACUUCUGUUCCAGCAGGAAGACCUAAAGUGGUCGGAACAGAGACUUUUUAAUUUUUAUUAUGAUUAUUUUAUUGGUAAUCACAGGCAAAAAUGGCCAGGUACUACACCAUUUUCCACAUGAGGCCCUGGGGGCUUAGUUGCCUGUGUUCCUGAGCUACACGGACCAGUCCGAGAUGGUGUCCUCUGCAGGGCCCUACACCAGAAGGAAGGAACGUUCCCCACCACCAGCUGCCAAAGGUCCAAUAAAAUGCCUCAACCACUGGA
Molecule: messenger RNA, 2045 nt
Organism: Vicugna pacos (alpaca)
Lineage: Eukaryota; Metazoa; Chordata; Mammalia; Artiodactyla; Camelidae
Source: RefSeq, a predicted model, not a curated record